UUGAACAGUUUCAGCGGGUCACAGCAGCGGUAGACCAACGACGAAGAGAACAAAGUGCCUAGUGCGACUGCAACUGACACCUGUGACAUAUUUAAAGAGAUAAAGCCCAGAGAGCCACCAUGAGCUCCGUACUGUCGUCUGUGCAGUCCUUCAUUCAGAUGUUUGAUGCAAAAAAGGGACAAUUUAUUCGUGACAUUGACAAUAUCCACAUGGUUUGGCUUGAUGAGAUCCAACAAGAGGCCAACCACAUGUUCUCAAGAGAUUUUAAUGCAGAGCCAGAGUUAAUGCCCAAAACACCAUCACAGAAGAAAUGUCGCAGGAAGCGUGUUUCUGUUGGGCGCCAGGAAGGAGGUCAAGCCGGGAGAAGGUCCUCUAAGGGAAGGCGCGGUAGUCUUAGUGGUUCCUCUGUCAAGACACUGAACUUCAUUGCUGAAGAUGCUAUUUCAGAAGUUUCUGUAACUGAAAGCAGCACACAACUUAAACACAUUUCUCUACUCCAAGAGGAUGUGAACCGGCCACAGCCAGUUGAGGAUGAAGGUGUGGCUACAAAUAGUGAAGUCAAGCCAGACCAGACAAGUCACACAAGGGAUUCUCCAGUGAAUAUGCCAUCACCUAAUAUUGAAAGCAUCCCUGCGUCUACUGAGCAGGCAAUAAAGUCCUAUACUGGACGAACGGCUGCUAAAAUUGCCAUAGCGGGAAACACCAGAAGCUCACGACGGACCUCUGUGAGGUGUUCCCUUAAGGUGCGCCAUUCACUGGCGGGCAUGCGUCACAGUAUGAAGCAGGAGUCUCUACGUCGUGCCUCGCGACAAUCCAUGAUGAAGAGGAAGGCGGCUCGCAAGGGGAACUCAUCGUGCAGCAGCAUUGCUGAUGCUGAGGCUUCCUUUGAGUCUGUGGAAGAGGCUGAUGAAGUUGUGUCGGGACCUGUGACUGCAGAUCCACAAGUCGCAGAGGUUGACAGUCAGCCUUCUGGUGGACAUAUUACUUGUUCUAUGGAUGCCAGCAAAUCCAAAAUGGCCGCACCUUCACUACCUACCUCGAAGAGGAGCACUCAGGGCAAGAAAAUAGUUGUCACUGGCAAGCAACAGACUUUCCGGGGGUCAAUCAAGGACAUCAAAAGUGAAGCCUCAGAUACUGUGGAGCACAGUCCUAUUCAGAGUGCAUAUAAACCGUAUAUGAGAUCAUUCCUUCACACUGUGCAGAAGAAUCAAAUGCUGAUGAUGUCUCCCAGUACCUUUAGUCGUAAUACCGUCAUCAAGUCCUUCUUUAAGCACACCACUCCAUUGAAGGUUGAUGCUCAGGCCAGAGAACGUCAAAAGCUGGAGGCCCUUAAAAAGAAGCAGGAACAAGAAGAGGAACGGUUGAGGAAAAUACUGGAAGAGAAAAAAAAGAAACAAGAGGAAUCUAAAAGGAAGAAGGAGGAGAAGCUUAGGAAGGUGCUUGAGGCCAAAGUAAAAGAAGAGCAGAGAGAGGAAGAAAAGAAAAAGAAGAUUGAGCUAAAAAUGGCUCAGAUGGAUGAGAAAAAUGACAAGCGUCAGGCUGAGGAGAAGGCCAAAAAGAGAACUGCCAUUAAACGUCAGGACGAGCUUGAGCAGAAAAACAAACUGGAAGAAGAAACCAGAAGGAAGAAAAUUAAGCAAGCGGAUGAGGAGGAGCAAUUAAAAGCUAAGGAGCUGGCAGACGCUUGCAGACUGUUGGAGCUGAAGAGGGACCAGGAGCAUGGGAGAGAGCUGGAGAGAGAACGACAAGCUGCUGCUGAAAGAGAGAAGGCUCUUGCUCUGCAACGGGAACUGGAGAGAGCAGCUCGAGAGAAGGAGAGAAGAGAACUGGAGGAGAAAAGAAAAGCUGAAGAGGAAAAACUAAAAGAGGAGCAGAAGCAGAGGUUAGCUUCAGAGGAGAAAGCUGCUAAAGAAAGAGAAGCUGCCAUGCAGAUGGAAACUGCUGUUUAUCAACAGGCUGCAAAUGCACAAGUGAGUACAGACAUCAUCAUGGCAUAGAUAUGAUGCAUCUGUCUACAGAUCAUAUACCGUAAUAUAAAUGUGUCAAUUGUUGUUCUUUCUGGGCAGAAAUCACUUCAAACAAACACCAUAAUUCCAGAGGUUGGCAAUACAACAACAUUGUCCAAAAAUCCUGAAAACUACGGCAUGGACCUAAACAGCGACGAUUCUACUGACGAUGAAUCCACUCCAAGAAAGCCUAUUCCAUCUUGGGCAGAAGGUCACAAUCUACAGCAGAUAAUUAUGAAGCAGUACUUCAACCCCCCUGAUUUAGACUCUUUCUUUGGAAUAAUUGAGCCACCAGAACUGGAGAGCAUCUUUUACAAGAACAAACCUCGCUACUUUACGCGUACCAGCUCUGCUGUGUGGCACUCACCUCCUAUUGGAACAAAGUAGCUAGUGCACUAACACAAUUAUAUAAUGCUGUAUACUUUGGUUUUGGGGUUUUUUUUGGACACUUUACUUCCAGAAGACAGAACUGGUUUGAAAAUGGUUUCUACCAAUAUCUCAUUUAUUGAUGGUUUGUGAAAUAGUCAUGAAUUAAGUGUGUACGAACUGAUUAUAUGUUACUGUAACACUGGGUUAGCGUGUGGGAGUUGUGGAUUGGUGCAAUAAAAAUAAAAAUAAAAAAAAAUGCUAAGAAA
This is a messenger RNA of Doryrhamphus excisus (bluestripe pipefish), 2641 nucleotides long. Lineage: Eukaryota; Metazoa; Chordata; Actinopteri; Syngnathiformes; Syngnathidae. The record is from RefSeq and is a predicted model, not a curated record.